ACACCCUACUAUUCCUCUUGUCUGCAAUAGAAUUGUACUUUACAACUUCAAACCCCAACAAGCCCAAUCAUUAUUUGAAUGAAUUCGUUGGAGCAAGGGUGUGCGGAAGGUAAUAGAAAUCCAGUUGGCAGCACAAGCGGAAACAACAACGCAAUAGAUACGAGCUUUCCUCAGGAAGAAGACGGCGAUUGCCCUCCACACCGCGGAACCAAGGGAGGACUCAGCAUACCAAUUUUGGCAGACUUGCUAGCCCUAAUUGUUAAGGGUAUCUCUUCUUCCUCCGAUAAUAAAAAUGUAGAGGCGAUAUUGCUUCGAGAUGUUAUAAAAAUUACAGAAAAGUCCGGCCUUUGUACUGAGAUGGAAAGCCAGGGAGAAAGCUAUGUGCGACGAUUCGUAAUGAAGAGGCUGCGCUGCGCAGGAUACGAUGCAUGUAUUUGCGAAUCGCGGUGGAAGCAAGUUAACGGCUACCCUGCAGGCGAUUACGAGUACAUUGUUGUGAAUAUGGAGGCGCCUUCAUUCAAGCCCAACACCGACGAUCGUUUAUUGGUGGACAUCGAUUUCAGGUCGCAGUUUGAGAUUGCUCGGCCCACGGCAGAGUACAGUGCGCUGCUACAAAUGCUGCCGAGUUGCUUUGUGGGGAGGGCAGAUAAGCUCCGCGUGAUGAUCAAGAUCAUGUGUGACGCCGCCAAAAUAUCUCUGAAAGCAGAAGGAUUGCACCUGCCGCCGUGGAGGAAAUAUCGUUACGUGGAAUCCAAAUGGCUGGGCCCCUCCACGCGCUCCGCUCGGCCCAUGUGUUAGAUGGAAUUGGGUUGCACCGGGUCUGCCUUAACUCCCCAUUUAAGGUUUACUUUAUAAGAAACGUAAGGCCAUUUGUAGAGACAAUUAGGAAUAUAAUAGCUUGAAAGAUUGGCAGCCCGACGACUAGGUUUCUCUAGUCUCACUUGACCAAUUCUCUAUACGAACACCCUAAGAAAAUGAUACUUUUCCUAAGACCAAGAAAACCAUAAUCGAAUCUCUCAUAAUUGUCAAUCCAUAUUGCUCAAAUCUUUUUAAUAUAUAUUUAUUUGCAUAAGGUCAUAGAUAUGCCACUAUGCUGACAAAAUUUAUUAGAAAACAUGUGCAACUAA
This is a messenger RNA of Cryptomeria japonica (Japanese cedar), 1127 nucleotides long. RefSeq lists its product as uncharacterized. NCBI's taxonomy places the organism in Eukaryota, Viridiplantae, Streptophyta, Pinopsida, Cupressales, Cupressaceae. The coding region runs from base 79 to 798 and encodes 239 amino acids. The transcript has 3 exons. The record is from RefSeq and is a predicted model, not a curated record.